GCGCGUACUGGAUACCGCGGACCCGCGGACCCCGCGGCGACCCGGGAGCGCUCGAGCUGGGCUGCUUUCCCCCAAACCAGCCUGGGGUGUGUCCGAGUGGUUCCCACCAGCCCUGCACAUUCAGUUUUGCUGUCUCUGUAAGCUUCCAGCCGGGAGAUGGGAAAGGAGCUAGCGAGCACAGUUGGGCAGAACUUGGCAGACAGGAACUGGAAAGAUGCUUUGCUGGGGAGCAGGGAAUUUGGCCUGCCUUAGUGGGAGUGUGGGUGGGUGAGGGCUGUGGUGAGCUCAUGGUGCAGUGGAUGCAGAAGUUGGCAUCUGCCAGACUGGGACAAUAAGGUUCCUUUAUAGGGAAUGGGCAGCGAUUCAGUAUAGGUUUUAGACUUACCCGUGAUGAGGUGGUAGCUGUUACCUGGGAAUGUUUAUGUGGCUCUGGAAUCUGAGAGAGAUUGGACUGGAGAGACUAGGGCUGGGGUAAGGUUGCUGUCAAACCCUGACAAGUACUUAAAAGGUUUAAAAAUACUUAAAUAUCCUUGGAUUGUUAUUUUAAUGUCUAGAAUGAAUACUCUUCCACUUGCUCCUUUUGUCUGUGUGGCUAACACUUAUCUCUUAUGAUUCUGCUAAAGUCAUCUCUGUGAAGCCUUUCUCAGACCCUUCUUCUGGUUCAGUCAUGUUCCCUUUCUCUUCCCAUACCCCAGGGCUCAUCUUCAUCCACACCCCUGUUGACAUAGGGCUGGGAACGGGGCUAUGGGAGGGGCAAGUGGUUUCUGGUUCCCUGGCCCUGACGGAAAAGGGCUUCAGAACAAGACCCCUGGUGAAGGCACGUCUUUGCAUCCUCUGCCCCCUAUACACACAUACACACACACACAUUCUCAGAGUCACUGGCCUUUACACAGUGCCCAGAGAGCCCUGCUUGAAACACCUUCUUCCAGGAGGCUGAGAAGCCAAACAAAGACGACUGCCAGACGGAAUUCCCGUGGAGCCAAGUCUGGAGGCAGAUUGGCCCAUGCUCAAGCCAGUGGGCACCUGGAGGAACAGACACCUCGGACUCUGCUGAAGAACAUCCUACUAACUGCCCCAGAAUCUUCCGUCCUGAAGCCAGAGUCAGUGGUGAAGCCAGUGCCAGCGCCGAAAGUGGUCCAGCCCCCCAGACGGGAAAGCAGUCGGGGCAGCCUGGAGCUGCAACUUCCUGAGCCUGAGCCCCUCACGACCCUGGCUCCGGCUUUGCUGGCCCCUGGCAGGAGGAAGCAGAGGCUGAGACUAUCAGUGUUUCAGCAGGGAGUGGACCAAGAGCUGCCUGUCUCCCAAGAGCCUCGUGGGAACGCUGAUGUCUCAUCCCUCGCCAGCUCCCUCAACCUGACCUUUGCCACACCUCUUCAGCCACAGUCAGUGCAGAGGCCUGGUUUGGCCCGCAGACCUGCCACUCGCCGAGCUGUCGAUGUGGGUGCCUUUUUGCAGGAUCUGCAUGAUACUUCCUUGGCUCCUCCAAACAUUGUGUUGGAGGACACCCAGCCCUUCUCCCAGCCCUUGGUUGGCCGCUCCCCCAGUGUGCGUCGCUCCCUGCCGCUCCCCUCUCACAAAGGGGCUGAAGACACUGAGAGGGCUGCCAGUCGCAGGACAUGGAGCAGUGGGUCUGCGCCACGGAACAACAGCCCUGGGAAGCCAGCUCAGUUUCUGGCAGGAAAGGCAGAGGAGGUCAAUGCCCUUGCUCUGGGCUUCCCGAACACCAGCAGUAGUAUCUCUGGACAUGGAGUAGAGCCCUUACAGGAUGGAGUUUGUGAGGAGGCAGAGAAAAGGAUAGAAGAAGAACAAAAAGGAUUGAGCAUGAGUGAAGUGAAAGAGGCGACAGGAACACAAGGACCUUUGGGGGCAGAAGAGCCUGAGGGAUACAUGGAAGUGACAGAAGCAGAAGGAUCCCUGGGGGCUGUUGAGGCUGAGGACCCAGAAGGAUCAUCAGGGGAUGAGGACACCUCUGGUAGGACAGCAAGCCCAGAGUUGGCCUUCAGCACCCCAGAGUUUCUCCAGCCCAAGCAACUUCAUCAGCUUCUUGAGCCAGCCCCCCAACCUGGCGCAGCAGUCUUAUCUUUGGAGCCUCCAGAGCCUCUGUCAGCCAGGCUUCUCCCUAGACCCCGAGCCACUGGCCCCAGGCCCCGCCAAGAUCCCUACAAGACCGGACUGAGCCACUAUGCUAAACUCUUUAGCUUCUAUGCUAAGAUGCCCAUGGAGAAGAAGGCUCUUGAGAUAGUGGAGAAAUGCCUAGAUAAGUAUUUCCGGCAUCUUUGCGACGACCUGGAGGCAUUUGCUGCCCAUGCUGGCCGCAGGACUGUAAAGCCAGAGGACCUGGAGCUGCUGAUGCGACGGCAGGGCCUGGUCACCGACCGAGUCUCGCUGCAUGUGCUUGUGGAACGGCACCUGCCCCUGGAGUACCGGCAGCUGCUCAUCCCCUGUGCAUUCAGUGGCAACUCUGUCUUCCCUGUCCAGUAGUGGCCAGGCCUCAACACUUGCCCUGUCCCCACCUGGAGCCCCUUGAUACCACUUACUCCUUCAGGUCUUUUCCCCAUCCCCCCAGCAUCAAUAAAGUGUCACAAACAGAA
This is a messenger RNA of Lemur catta (Ring-tailed lemur), 2591 nucleotides long. It is a transcript of the gene CENPT, whose product is annotated as centromere protein T. Bases 745 to 2481 code for a protein of 578 amino acids. Gene Ontology annotation, cellular component: kinetochore. Gene Ontology annotation, molecular function: protein heterodimerization activity; DNA binding. The transcript has 13 exons. The record is from RefSeq and is a predicted model, not a curated record. Lineage: Eukaryota; Metazoa; Chordata; Mammalia; Primates; Lemuridae. Gene Ontology annotation, biological process: kinetochore assembly; mitotic cell cycle; chromosome segregation.